Molecule: messenger RNA, 1447 nt
Organism: Sinocyclocheilus rhinocerous
Lineage: Eukaryota; Metazoa; Chordata; Actinopteri; Cypriniformes; Cyprinidae
Product: coiled-coil domain-containing protein 120-like
Exons: 9
Coding region: 524-1447 (307 amino acids)
Source: RefSeq, a predicted model, not a curated record
CUAGAGCAACACCUUCAAAGGGCCAGCUUGCAGCCAAUCAGUUCAACGUACCCGGCGGACGUAAUGUUACGUAAUUAAUAUUCAUAAGCCGAGCCUUUAAGGCUUACCCUGCGCGUGUGUUUGGAUCGGUCCGCUGGAGUGCGCUGAGUUCAGAGCGAAAAACUGCACUGAAAAGUCACCGGAUCUGAAUGGCGCAGCAUUGGACUACUGGUUUAUCAUUCAAACUCGAUAACUUUUCCGUUUUAACUUCGUCAGCGGAAUUAUAUCAUUUCUGACAGCUGUUUUUUUGCACCUCGAAAUUGAGCGAUGCGGUUGCCGGUGUUUUACCUGCUCUGAUAAGGAUAACUUACAGCUGAUGCAUGAUAGACUGUAACCAGACUGACUUCCCUUUAAACUCAUACAGAUGAGCAGAUCAGGACUAAACAUUGAAUGUUACAGGGCAUUGAGUUUGUGAAGUGUUGCACAGCAGCACAGUGGCUCCCCCCUGCAGUACUGCAGCAUCACCCAGCCGCAAAUCUGCUUCAUGGCCACAAGUCCAAACCUCUGCAGUACAUAUGACUGUUACCAAAAGGUAAACUUACAAUCAGGAGGCAGUGAGGUGACGCAAAAGACGUAUGACAUGGAGGUCAAAGGUCACCUGAUAACAGGCCCUGAGCUGCAGGCCGCUAUGGACAGUAAGCAGCGUGCGGAGCGGAUGGUGGAGCUGCAGGAGCGCCGGAGGAGUCUGCAGUCGCUGCUCAACACUCGAAUAGCAGAACUCAAACGCGUCUGUCUGCAGGAGGCGGAAUUGACAGGUGAAGUUCCUCAUGAAUAUGCUCUGGAAACCGGAGAGAAGCUCCCUCAUGUGCGGCGCAGGGCUGGUCUGUCCCGCAGCGGAUCCAAACAUAACACCAAAAAUGAGGAAGAGGACGUCUCUCAGCGCAAGACAAAGAAAACUCUGUUCAGCGGCACCCUCCGCAGGCACGUCGAUUCAGAACAGCAUCCUCCACACAGCAAACGAACGGUUCAUAGAGGAUGCCACACAGAUAACACGGUGAAGUCAGAGAGCAGCUCCACGUCUGAUUCCACCAAUCAGGACGCUGAAGACGCCUCUGACGGCCUGUCGCCCUCACAGCCCCGGCUGGUCUCGGGGAGCCCAGACAACAGGUUUUCUCGAAAACUCUCCCCUGUGGAUAUCUAUUACGAGAUGAAAACACGCCGCAACUCUGUGGCCAGCUCAGCCAGCCCGAGUCACUCUCUUCCAAGAAGUGUGUCAAAUCUGGAAGGUAGAAGUGUCCCGGCAACUCCGCUCCUGUCCCGCAAUGGAAUAGCAGGAGUGCACAUCAGGUUACAAAUGCGCAAAACACACAUACACAAACAUAUGUCACAUCACUGCACACAUCAGCUCGAAUGCUGUCUCAGAUCAGUGCCAAGUAGACACUUAGCUAAUGGUUUAUAUUGUAGUUAA